AGUUGUUUCAAGCUCGUAGGAUUUAUAUGACUUGUAGAAAGAUUGAAGUCAUGCGGUUGAAGUGUGCUGUAGCAGCGGCGCUUAUAUUAUUAAGCGUAGGUCCCCUGGAAUCCGUUUUACCGAAUGGAGAAUGUGAAGUAUGUGUUGGGUUUUUGGAUAAAUUUUAUACUCACCUGAAAGAGAAAAAUGCAGAUUUCACUCCUAGCAACAUAGAAAAAGAACUGAUUGCAGCUUGCAGCAAUGCAAAAGGAAAAGAAAACAGACUGUGUUACUACUUAGGUGCAACAACUGAUGCUGCUGCAAAGAUUACUGGUGAAGUGACUCGCCCAAUGAGCGCCCAUAUACCUGUUCCAAAGAUCUGUGAAAAACUUAAGAAAAUGGAUUUUCAGAUAUGUGAGCUGAGAUACGAAAAGAACCUGGAUUUAAACUCAGUGGACCUGUCUAAGCUAAGAGUUGCAGAACUGAAAAAUAUUUUGGAUCGCUGGGGAGAAGUGUGCAUAGCUUGCUUUGAGAAAACAGACUAUGUGAACCUUAUCAAAGAGCUAAUGCCCAAAUACACAUCUGGCAAUAAGGACUACAGAUUUGAUCUGUGAAAUAAUACCUGGACAAAGCCAUGUGACUAAAAUGAAUCAUUAAGCUGUGAAAGUGUUCUAUAUUUAUUUCAAUUAUUUAUUAAAGAUAUGUAAGAGUAA
Molecule: messenger RNA, 692 nt
Organism: Protopterus annectens (West African lungfish)
Lineage: Eukaryota; Metazoa; Chordata; Ceratodontiformes; Protopteridae
Product: cerebral dopamine neurotrophic factor-like
Exons: 4
Coding region: 27-593 (188 amino acids)
Biological process (GO): dopaminergic neuron differentiation; neuron projection development
Cellular component (GO): endoplasmic reticulum
Source: RefSeq, a predicted model, not a curated record